AGUUUCAAUGCGAGUGAACAGCUCGUUGCAGAGGAACAACUUAACUUUCAAUUUCGAUUUAAUUCAGGAAAACAUGGAGUCCGUCUGAUGUUUGAAGGCUUAAUUUGGUCUAAAACAAACGCUUCGUAAACAAUUUAAGAGCAGUAAAGGAGAUUUCCGAAAGCAAGAGAACGUUAUACUUUAUAUAACCGGGACACCUCGACUGAACGCUUCGGUUUGCGCCUGGCGUCACCAUUACUUCCCUGGCAGACUGGUACAGUCGUUGUUGUCGUAACCAGAUUAUCAGCAUGUUGGAAGAAUCGGGGCCAGAGUGGUUGUCUGCGGAGGUGAAAACCGGGACAACCAUCAUUGCCAUAGAGUUUGAUGGAGGGGUCGUGCUGGGGUCUGAUUCCCGAGUGUCUGCAGGGGCAUCAGUGGUGAACAGGGUGAUGAACAAGCUGUGUCCCCUCCAUGAUAAGAUCUACUGUGCUCUGUCAGGCUCUGCUGCUGAUGCUCAGACCAUUGCUGAGAUAGUCAACUACCAGCUCGAUGUCCAUAGUACUGAGAUAGAUGAGGACCCCCAGGUUUGCUCAGCUGCAACUCUAGUGAGGAACAUCUCGUACAAGUACAAGGAGGAGCUGUCUGCACAUCUCAUUGUGGCCGGCUGGGACAGAAGAGAUGGAGGACAGGUGUUUGCAACCCUUAAUGGUCUCCUAACAAGGCAGCCAUUUGCAAUUGGUGGCUCUGGCAGCUCAUAUGUUUAUGGGUUUGUUGAUGCUGAGUAUCGCAGGGGCAUGAGCAAGGAGGAGUGCCAGCAGUUUGUUGUCAACACUCUGUCUUUGGCAAUGAACCGGGAUGGCUCCAGUGGUGGUGUGGCUUAUAUCGUCAUCAUUGAUGAACACAGCACAGAGGAGAAAGUCAUUCUUGGAAAUGACUUGCCCACCUUCUUUGAUCAGUGAUACAUAUACAGUUUUUUAUCGCUAGUUUGCCAAGCCACUGUCAUGCAUAAUGCAAUUAGAUUUUGUUUUGCUCACAAUAGCCACCACACUCACACUUUUUGGCUCAUCUGUCAACUAAUUCAGCUUGUAAACUAAAAAAAUAUUGGACAAGCCUUAGCCUUAGCCUUUGUGUUUGUUAGUAAUUUAGAAGCUGCUAGCCCUCUCAAAUCAUCAGAUUUAUCUGAUCAAGUUUGUGGGUUAAAAAAAAAACUUUUGUCAUAUUUGCUGAAACAAUCACUAUAUUCACAGAGCACUAACUGAGACAAAUAGUCUGUGAAAAAAAAUCACAUUUCUCACUCUAAUGCCCUGUAGCAUUUUUACCACACUUAUGAAAACAAACAAUCAGAGGCCUGUGGAUAUUCUCAUUCAUCCAGGUCAUAGUUAUCUCAAGGCAAUUGAAUCGAACGCAACUGGACUUGGUUUUGUCUUAGAAGACGUUUCACCUCUUAUCCAAGAGGCUUCAUCAGUUCAUGCUUGUCUGACUAGGCUGAAACUAGUCUGCACAACAAUCAGAGCUGAGGAGUCUCUAACUCAGGGGUCAGUCACUGCUCAUCAACUGUGGUCAAACUGUCAAACUAGGCAAUGCUGAUCAAAUAUAAAUCAAGAUUCUGUUCAGGCAGUGAUGUUUUCAGAAAGAUGCUUCAAUGUGCUGUUUAGCUAUAAAAUAAGAAAGUUGGCCCAGGCGGUGGGCGGCUCACCACCUAUCACAAACACACAUUUUGCAGCUAAACAGUGCACUAAAAUAUGUUCUGGAAACUCUGAGGCGAGAAUGCAGUAACAAAAUCUCGAUUCCUAUUUCCCAGCGCUGCUUAGUUUGACAUUUUGACUGCACAAGAGCAGUGAUUGACAUGACUGACAGCUGCUUUAGAGACUCCUUGGCUCUGAUUGGUUGUUUUUGGUGCAGCAAGUAGAUUCUAGCAAAUGCCAUUAGAAGCAUAGGAAGGAGAGGAGGGGCUUGAUUUUUUUUUCACAAAUUAUCUGUUGGUUAUUUUCAGAAAAGUAACCAACUGUAGCUUUAAGAGACUUUGACAUGUAACAAACAAGAAUCUUACAGGCCUUUAUUGAUUUUUCUGCCAAGGAAAAACUACUGAGACAACAUCCCUGCAUGUAAUUCUGUCAGCAUAAGACAUGGAAAUGGUUACUGUGUCUAUCAAGUGGUGUUUUUCUCUAGCCACCAGGUCAUCAGAGGCCUCUUCCUUUCAUUAAACUUGUUGCAAGGCUCAUCAAACAGUCAAGGAGGCUGCACUACCAAUUUAUGUUUUAAUGGGCCUGAGUGGCAGAGUAAAAAAAAAAAAAAAAGUAAAUUUGACAAAACCUGCAGCACCUGUGACAUACCUUAAGCCUCACUAUAAAUACUCCCACAGAAAGUUUCUCUAACAUUAGCAGCAGCCCUUGUCUGUGUGAUGUGUUCAGUCUGACAAACAUUUCACCAACAAGUGAAAGUCAGUUUUUUGCACCACCCAGGAUUAUGUCACCCUUUUCCUUUACUCAGCAGAGGUGUUUUUCAUUCCAUAUGAAGACUAGAUUAAGUUGGUCAUCUGCCUCCAUGAUUUACAGUUGCAGACUGGACACAAUUACUGCUUUUUUAAAUUUACAUUAUUGUAGUGCAUAGUGCCCACAGAUUGUGUGAAAUUUGGAAUAAAAUAAAAGCCCUGUGUUGACAUA
Epinephelus moara (kelp grouper) is the source of this 2642-nucleotide messenger RNA. RefSeq names its product proteasome 20S subunit beta 9a (gene psmb9a). NCBI's taxonomy places the organism in Eukaryota, Metazoa, Chordata, Actinopteri, Perciformes, Serranidae. The coding region runs from base 288 to 938 and encodes 216 amino acids. Gene Ontology annotation, molecular function: threonine-type endopeptidase activity. Gene Ontology annotation, cellular component: proteasome core complex. The transcript has 6 exons. The record is from RefSeq and is a predicted model, not a curated record.